UAUUAGUGAGAUAUUUGCUAAGCUACCUUCCCGACGUCGCCGGUGUGCCGCUGCUUCACUCGCGGUGCUUGGUAGCUCUCACAUGCAAAGCACUGUCUUCUCGGCCCACUCCGCUCCGCGCCUCUCCAUACAUUCACCACUGUCAUCCAUUUUUCAUCGAGUGCGGCAGUGCGUUAUUUCUCAGCUUCCCUUCACGACCACGUCUACUACCUCAACAUCCAUCAUCGCACGCCCGCGACCCCACUUGCCUCCCACAGGACAUCUCAUUCCAUCAACCUCUGCCUAACUCGAACACCGCCACCAUGAGCGAUCUCGACAGCCUCGUCGACAUGGGUUUCGACAAAGAGAAGUCCCAGAUGGCGCUAAAGAAAGGUGGCAAUCUGCAAGGCGCCAUAGACUGGCUCGACAAGAACGCCGACCGCAGCAUCGAGCAGCUCAAGGCGGAUGAGGCCGAAGACGCCGAGGCACCGCAGUUGGAGGCAGGCGAAACCGCACGAUCUAUGAUUUGCAACGAGUGCCAGAAGAAGUUCCGAUCGAUGGCGCAGGCACAAUUCCACGCCGAGAAGUCUGGGCAUACAGACUUCGCUGAGUCAACGGAGGAGAUCGCACCCUUGACUGAAGAGGAAAAGAAAGCUAAGCUCGCAGAGCUGCGCGAGAAGGCCGCGGAGAGAAAGGCUAAGCAAGCCGUCGAGGAGAAGAAGGAACAGAAGCGGAACGAAGAGAUUCGCCGGAAGCACACCAAAGAGUCGGACGAUGCCAAGGAGGAGCUCGCGCGGAAGGAGCAGAUCAAGGAAGCGGCAAAGAAGCGACAGGAGAAGGCUGAUGAUAUCGCUGCGAAGAAGCGGAUCAAAGACAAGAUCGAGGCUGACAAGGCUGCUCGCAAGGCCAAGAUCGAAGAAGAGAAGCGGAUGCGCGAGAAUCCUGCCGCGUACAACCCUGGUGCUGCGACUGCUCCUUCCGGCGCUGCUGCUGCGGCUGCUCCUGCGGCUGCUCCUGCCAAGGUGGUAAACCACAGUGAAGCACGUCUGCGGCUUCAGACCCCAUCAGGCAACGUCAUGAAGACGAUGCCGGCCGAGACAACACUAUUCGAAGUUGCAGAAGCUAUCAAGCACGAGAAAGGCACCGACGUUACCAGCUUCACACAAGCCUUCCCGAGGAAGACAUGGAGCUACGAGGACUUCGGUCUGACGCUGAAGGAAGCAGGUCUGGUGCCAUCGGCUGCGCUUGUCGUGAAAUAGAAGGAGCAUGACCGAGCUAGGCCGGUGGACCGGACGCAGAGAAGUGACGGUUCGGUCGCCCUGUACGACAAGAAGAGGUCUGUAUUCGACGAUCUUGAUCGGGUAAAACCAAUUCCUGGAAGCCAUGGUCACGAAAAUGCCGAAAAACGACUCCAACAUUCCCCACGCAACGCUUCCUCUCCACGACCAACGCGGGCGUGUGCUCACUCACCAAGGCCGUGGUCACUCCUACACCCACGAUAUCACUUCGUCAUGCGACUGCGCGGUCCAUGAAGCGAACCCGCUCUUCUACUGCACUAAAAUUCUUUGGCGUUCUUUUCACGAUUCUCAGCAUAGCGAGGUGCUGGAAGGACGGCGGUCACGGUGAUGACAAAGGCGCUCUUUCAUUGUUGGUGUGCAUGCAUUGAAUGUGCAUCAUUCGGCCAGAGAGCCCAAAGCCCAUGUGUAGAUACGAUCGUCACGUGUAAAUGAGACACAAAACUUCGCAUUGGCUCUCGUUCAUGCUCCGCCGUCCCCUUCUAAGCUCACGUUCGCGUGCUUUCUCCCGCUCGUUGCUUGCUUGCGGUACACAUCACCCGGCCCCUCAUAGCCACGCUUCGACUGGCGUCUGCG
This is a messenger RNA of Cercospora beticola, 1850 nucleotides long. RefSeq names its product UBA and UBX domain-containing protein. Lineage: Eukaryota; Fungi; Ascomycota; Dothideomycetes; Mycosphaerellales; Mycosphaerellaceae. Gene Ontology annotation, biological process: negative regulation of protein K48-linked deubiquitination; negative regulation of protein ubiquitination; negative regulation of proteasomal ubiquitin-dependent protein catabolic process. Gene Ontology annotation, cellular component: cytoplasm; nucleus. Gene Ontology annotation, molecular function: K48-linked polyubiquitin modification-dependent protein binding. The record is from RefSeq and is a predicted model, not a curated record.